This is a messenger RNA of Opisthorchis viverrini, 511 nucleotides long. RefSeq lists its product as hypothetical. The coding region runs from base 31 to 423 and encodes 130 amino acids. The record is from RefSeq and is a predicted model, not a curated record. NCBI's taxonomy places the organism in Eukaryota, Metazoa, Platyhelminthes, Trematoda, Opisthorchiida, Opisthorchiidae. The transcript is spliced from 3 exons.
GCAUUUGAUGUUGAAGAACCUGGUCAUUUCAUGCCUCGUGGUAAAAAGAAGCUUCUACAUCCUCCGCUGACAUUUUUACACCCACCUUUUUCCAAACCGUUGAGUGAAGCGGUACGUGUGGCUUCCUCCGAUCAAUAUCCUGCUGUGAAAACCGCAUCGACCGAGGAAAAGUGUACCUGGAUUACUCCAGAUUUCAGUCUUUCUGCACGGAGUUUCUUCCCUAAAGGCGGCCGACGCCCACCUGUUCAAAGAAACUCCCCGAAACCACCGCUGGAAUUCUUUGAAGAUCCGAUAGAUCAAGUAACAACGAACCCAGAUGAAAAUCCAACUGAACGCUGUCCUCUGUUUCCCCUCACCUCUCCGGAAAAGCCUUUCAUUGGGAGACAAAUGCUCGUCAAAGAGACACCUGAGUACCAGCGAUGAGACCCUACGUAUUUUCCUAUUGUAAAUACGAUUUUAUUCUAUUUUAUUGACCAUUGAGAAUUCAUGUCCUAGAUGACUUGCUUCCUAA